AUCUUGGCUAUGGGCGGAAGUUUCCUUCGAGACUCAGUGAGGGGAAGUGGUUGUCGCCCCCAGCCGGGCGGCGUCAUCCUAGUUUGAGGAUAGGGAAUUUAAGCGUGGGAACGGGCGGUGUUCCAAAGAAGCAAGGGCCGGCAGCCCAAGGCACGGACCAUCCUGGCGCACGUUGGGUGCGGCGGUGCCUCCGCGUCUCAGCCGCUUGCCGGCUCCCGUAACCCCGGGCGCCCGUUGGUGGCGCAGCCGGCGCCGAUUCUCGAAAGGCUCCACGCCGGGCGCGGCGCCGGGCUGCGGAGCCAGGGCGGGCCUCUGCGCAAUUUGCGUAGCGAACGAUGCCCGCGCAGGCGCAGGAGGGGGCGGAGCAGCGGGAGCCGGGGAGCUGGAGCCCCGGGUCCCGGCGACCGGAGCCCGCUCCCCCAGCCGCGGCCUGAGGAUUGGGCAUCGGCCUUUCCUGCCCCCCGAGGGCUGGAGGGUGGAGGCGGUGGGCGGGGGAGAACGGCUGGAUUCUCAAGGACAGAGAAAGAAGCCCCCAUACGGAUUAUUGGAGGAGAGAGAGCCCCCAAGCUUGGGGAUGGGGAGAGCCGGGCGUUGGGCGCCCCCGCAGCGAUCGCUGCUCUAAGCUGACCGGUAUCGGCCGGCUCUCCCCCUCCUGCCAGGCCGACUUGAGCGACCAGAGCCAGGGACUCCUCUCCUUCAGCCUCUGUAUCCCCGCAUCCCCCUGGCUCUGAGGCCAGCCCAGGGAGAGACACCCCAACCCCCCACCUCCUUUGCCCAGGAGAGGACUGCCCUUCCACAUCCCAGAGCCAGGGGCCCAGGUUGCCUGUGUCUCCCAAGGCAAGGGUCUUUCUGUUGAGGAGGAAGGCCCUGGCCAGCCACAACUUCUAUCCUUUUGAGUUCCCAUCUCUGUCACUGCACCCUCCGUAUUUAUUUCCCUGCCCCCUUGCCAGUCCUCCAUCUCUUUCUCUGGGAUUCAGGCCUCCUUCCCUGACAUGGAGAGUAACCUGUCUGGCCUGGUACCUGCUGCCGGGCUGGUUCCUGCCCUGCCGCCUACUGUGACCCUGGGGCUGACCGCGGCCUACACUACCCUGUAUGCCCUGCUCUUCUUCUCUGUCUAUGCCCAGCUCUGGCUGGUGCUUCUGUAUGGGCACAAGCGUCUCAGCUAUCAGACGGUGUUCCUGGCACUCUGUCUUCUCUGGGCCGCCCUACGUACUACCCUCUUCUCCUUCUACUUCCGUGACACUCCCCGAGCCAAUCGCCUGGGGCCCUUGCCCUUUUGGCUUCUCUACUGCUGUCCUGUCUGCCUGCAGUUCUUCACACUGACGCUCAUGAACCUCUACUUUGCCCAGGUGGUGUUCAAGGCCAAGGCGAAGCGUCGGCCAGAGAUGAGCCGAGGCUUGCUGGCCGUCCGAGGAGCUUUCGUGGGGGCCUCGCUGCUCUUUCUGUUGGUGAACGUGCUGUGUGCAGUGCUGUCCCGCCGGCGACGGGCACAGCCCUGGGCCCUGCUGCUGGUGCGCGUCCUGGGGACCAGUGUGUGCCAGGCGGCUGCAAUGGGUGGCGCCAUGGUCCUGCUGUAUGCCAGCCGGGCCUGCUACAACCUGGCAGCCCUGGCCUUGGCGCCCCGGAGCCGGCUGGAUGCCUUCGAUUACGACUGGUACAAUGUUUCUGAUCAGGCGGAUCUGGUAAAUGACCUGGGGAACAAGGGCUACCUGGUGUUUGGCCUCAUCCUCUUCGUGUGGGAGCUCCUGCCCACCACCCUGCUAGUGGGCUUCUUCCGUGUGCAUCGGCCCCCGCAGGACCUGAGCACCAGCCGCAUCCUCAAUGGGCAGGUCUUUGGCUCCCGUUCCUACUUCUUCGACCGAGCUGGGCACUGUGAGGACGAGGCCUGCUCCUGGGAGCAUAGCCGGGGGGAGAGCACCAGGUGCCAGGACCAGGUGGCCAUCACCACAGUCUCUACUCGACCCCACAGACGUGACCCCCCCUUGUGCUCCCCCCCAGAGCACUCAGACCCCAGUCCCCCUCACCUCAGACCCCUGUGCCACGUUUAUCUGCCGCUUCUUGCCCAGGAUCCCGGGGGCCAUGACAGGCACCCCCUCUGGCCGGCUCCUUGCUGCUCCUGUCGUAGUGAGCUAGUGCCAUUGCCCCUAGGAUGGGAGGGCACGGCCCUAGCUGCCAGAUGCCUACAGCACCCUGGCAUGACCUGCCACCUCCGCUUCCACAUUGGAGCCAGCUACCUCUCCUGUGCCUGCCACUCAAUAAAGUGUCUGUGCCCCUCUUCCGUUCACCUGUUGCAUCUAUGUUUUGGGUUGUUCUCACCUUUGCCUGUGCGGUCACAAGCUGAUCAGACUCUGGCCCUUAAAGUGGGCUGCCGGGCUAGACAGGCUGGAGGGCACAGAGAGGGAGGGAUCUGCAGCCAUCAAGGGGAGGCUGCAUGGGGCUGGGGAUGUGGCUCAAGCGGUAGCACGUCCGCCUGGCAUGCGUGCGGCCCAGGUUCGAUCCUCAGCACCACAUACAAACAAAGAUGUUGUGUCUGCCAAAAAAAACUAAAAUAAAGAGAGAGAGAGUUU
Molecule: messenger RNA, 2567 nt
Organism: Marmota monax (woodchuck)
Lineage: Eukaryota; Metazoa; Chordata; Mammalia; Rodentia; Sciuridae
Gene: Gpr137
Product: G protein-coupled receptor 137
Exons: 7
Coding region: 993-2552 (519 amino acids)
Biological process (GO): negative regulation of osteoclast differentiation; negative regulation of bone resorption; positive regulation of TORC1 signaling
Cellular component (GO): lysosomal membrane
Source: RefSeq, a predicted model, not a curated record